Messenger RNA from Dovyalis caffra, 2565 nucleotides. Lineage: Eukaryota; Viridiplantae; Streptophyta; Magnoliopsida; Malpighiales; Salicaceae. The record is from the annotation of a GenBank genome assembly.
AUGGCUGUGUAUUACAAAUUUAAGAGUGCUAGAGAUUAUGAUUCAAUCUCAAUGGACGGUCCAUUUAUAUCCGUUGGUACUUUGAAAGAAAAAAUUUUUGAAUCAAAGCAUUUGGGGAGGGGUACAGACUUCGACCUUCUUGUUACUAAUGCCCAAACUAAUGAAGAAUAUCUUGAUGAAGCAAUGUUAAUUCCCAAAAAUACCUCUGUAUUAAUACGCCGGGUUCCAGGAAGGCCUCGCUUGCCCAUUGUUACAGAGCAAGAGCCAAAGUUGGAAAAUAAAGUGGAGGACACCCUUCCAGAUAAGAGUAGUUUUACUGGUGCUGAUUCAUCUGCCAUGAAUUAUACUGAAGACAACGAAUGGGAUGAAUUUGGAAAUGAUUUAUAUUCCAUUCCUGACGUACUGCCUGCUCAGUCUAAUAAUCCACCUCCUGAUGUGGCCCCUACAAACAAGGCUGAUGAGGACGACAGAAUUAAGGCGUUAAUUGAUACUCCAGCUUUGGACUGGCAGCGUCAAGGUGCUGAUGGCUUUGGUGCUGGUAGAGGUUUUGGAAGGGGUAUGCCUGGAAGGAUGGGUGGGCGUGGUUUUGGCUUGGAGCGGAAAACACCUCCACAAGGCUAUAUAUGCCACAGAUGCAAGAUUCCUGGACAUUUUAUUCAACACUGCCCUACAAAUGGGGACCCUAAUUACGAUAUUAAAAGAGUAAAGCCUCCUACUGGUAUUCCAAAGUCAAUGCUGAUGGCGACCCCAGAUGGCUCAUAUGCUUUACCUAGUGGUGCAGUUGCUGUGUUGAAGCCAAAUGAGGCUGCUUUUGAGAAAGCAAUUGAAGGCUUACCUUCAACACGGCCUGUUGGUGAUCUUCCACCUGAACUUCACUGCCCCCUUUGUAAGGAAGUUAUGAAGGAUGCAGUCUUAACAAGCAAAUGUUGUUUCACGAGCUUCUGUGACAAGUGUAUAAGGGAUUACAUCAUCUCAAAGUCAAAGUGUGUAUGUGGGGUAUCAAAUGUCCUUGCAGAUGAUCUUCUUCCUAACAAGACUCUUAGGGAUACAAUCAAUCGAAUUUUGGAGUCUGGUAACAGUAGUGCUGAAAAUGCAGGAAGCACCUUUCAAGUUCAAGAUAUGGAGUCCGCACGCUGUCCGCCACCGAAGAUUCCAUCACCCACGCAGUCUGCUGCAUCUAAGGGAGAACACAAAACGUCUCCUGGUAAUGAAGUAUCUCCAAAUUUAAACAAGGAAAUAACAGAGGAGAAGCCUGUUAUUGCUUCUCAGCAAGUCCCUGAGAAAGUGAGGACUGCUAAAGCUGCGGAUGUAUCUGAGGCUACACAUGAGUCGAUGAGUGUGAAGGAGCCAGCAUCACAAGGAAGUGCUCCACUGGCUGAGGAAGAAGUGCAGCAGAAGCUGGCUCCUGGUGAGGCAGGGAAGAAAAAGAAGAAGAAGAAAGUUCGCAUGCCUCCAAAUGAUAUGUGGAAAGCUUCUCAGGAUCUUGCAGCUGAGAGCUAUAUGAUGCCUAUGGGUCCCUCUGCCUUCAAUCCGUAUUGGAAUGGCAUGCAGCCGGGAAUGGAAUACAUGGCUCCUUAUCCGGGUCCAAUGCCCUUUAUGGGUUAUGGAUUAGGCCCCUUGGACAUUCCAUUUGGGGGUGCUAUGCCUCCAGAUCCUUUUGGUGCCCAGGGUUAUAUGAUGCCUGUUGUUCCACCUCAGAGGGAUCUUGCUGAAUUUGGAAUGAAUAUGAAUCUUGGACCUCCUCUAAUGAGCAGGGAGGAAUUCGAGGCCCGGAAAGCUGAUGUCAGGAGGCGUCGUGAAAAUGAGAGACGAGCUGAGAGGGAGUUUCCCAGAGAUCGGGAAUUGGGUAGGGAAAUGAGCAGCAGUGGUGAUGUUUCUUCAAUGAAAUCUAAGUCAAUACCACAAUCCAGUGGCGAUCCCCACCUUCAUCACCGUCGCCGGUCUGAGAGAUCAUCACCAGAACGCCCAGCCCGUGAGCUUGACCCAUUACCACCGCGUCCAUCUAAAAGAAAAUCCGACCAUCACUACCACCAUGAACACAGCGAUAGAGAUGCUGACGAUUUUGAUUACCACGAGCGUGACCGCAGUGAACGAGACCACCGCCAACACCACCGCCACCGUCCAGAAUCCUUGUCCAAACCUGUCUCUGAGGCAACCACUAAAGCCACUUCAACAUCAGCAACAGACCGCAAGCAAAAAGUUAGUGUUUUCUCUCGCAUUAGCUUUCCAGCAGAAGGAGAACCUACCAGUAAAAAGCGCAAGGUUUCUUCCUCUAGUGAAGCAACACCAGCUGCUGGUGUUGCAGCCCCUGCAUCUUCUGCACGUCACAAGUCUUCAUCGCCUGUUAAUAAUGGCUACUAUGAUGACUAUAAGUCGUCUGUGAAAGCUAGAAAGAGCAGUGGCAGUGCUGCUGCGGCCGCCGCUGCCAUGGAAUACGAGUCCAGUGACGAUGACAGGCACUUUAAGAGGAAACCCUCUAGGUACGAGCCGUCACCACAACCGCCAGUAGAAUGGGAGGAGGAUGUUAAGCAUUCAAGAAGGGAAAAGGAGCGGAAGCAUAGAUAG